AUGAGCUCGUCCACCGCAGCCACAUCGCCCCUCUACGCGCCGCCGGGCUCGAUCCACCUCAACGACAAGGAGGAGAAAUUUGUCCAACUCCUCGACCAGUUUGCCCGUUCUCUCCAGCCGCCCAUCGAGUGCCGCAUCGCAGGAGGGUGGGUACGCGAUAAGCUGCUGGAUUUGCCUUCGCACGACCUUGAUGUCGCGCUCUCUACCACAUCGGGAUACCAGUUUGCCGUCGACUUUGCCCACUUUCUCCACGCCCACAAUGUCACGACGGGCUCGGUUGGACGUGUCGCCGCCAACCCCGAGCAGAGCAAACACUUGGAGACGGGAACGACGCGCGUAAUGGACCUCGAGUGCGACUUUGUGGGCCUCCGCAGCGAGACGUACAGCGACUCGCGCAUCCCGGACCAGGUCCAGCUGGGCACUCCACUGGAGGACGCAGAGCGCCGUGACCUAACCCUCAACUCGCUCUUCUUCAACGUCCACUCGCGCCAGGUCGAAGACUGGACUCGUCAUGGACUCGAAGACUUGAAGAACAAGGUCGCACGCACUCCCUUGCCCCCACGCCAGACCUUUUUGGACGACCCGCUCCGUGUCCUCCGUGCGGUCCGCUUUGCCAGCAGGUUUGACCUCGCCAUUGAGCCCAGCGUCGAGGCCGCCAUCAAAGACGCCGACAUUCAGACCGCGCUCCAGUCCAAAGUGUCCAAAGAGCGCGUCGGUAUCGAGACUACAAAGAUGAUGCACAAGAACCCCCUCCUCGCCAUCCAGCUCAUCCACAGGCUCGGCCUGCACGAGCCCAUGUUCACCUGCUCCGUCCCACCUCCUCACCCCCGCUCCGAGGCCCUUGCCGCCGCCGAGAUUCUCCACGCGGCCAUUGAACGAGGUGCCGGCGAGGGUACCGAGCUGCUUUGGCUUGCUGCCGCCACUUGCCCUUACCGCGACGCAGAGGUUCCAGGCAAAAAGCCAGUCCCUGCCGUUUCCGCGAUCAUGGCAGAGGGACUCAAGCUCAGUACCGAGCACCGUAAUGGUGUCGCACACCUCUUUGACGCUGCCAAGAUGCUUGACCCUUCGCUCGAAGGCCGCUCGCGUAUCGGUAUAGUUCUCCAGAACACGGCGGUCCGGCCCUGGUGCCAGUCGUUUGUAUGGGCCGUUGUCAUGCGCAUCCUCCCCACCUGGAAGGGUAUGUGGACCAGCGAGCACGACGAGGUUCUUUCAACAUUUUUCAGGUUCCGCGACCACAUCGAGGAGCUCGGUCUGCCAGCUGCUAUUGACCAGCACCCCAUUGUUGAUGGCAAGCAAGUGCAGGCUCUGCUAGAGAUCAAGCCCAGCCCACUGUUCGCCGUCAUCAUGCGCGCGAUCAACGAGUGGCAGCUUGACCACCCAUCAGCAACCGCAGACGACUGCCGCCAGUGGCUCCUGGCCCAGUGGCAAGGCGAUGGUCGAGUCACUUGGGAAGGACAAGUGCCAGCUCCGGUCAACAGGAGCAAGAAGACGGCCAAGAGGUAG
Messenger RNA from Apiotrichum porosum, 1503 nucleotides. It is a transcript of the gene CCA1, whose product is annotated as CCA tRNA nucleotidyltransferase, mitochondrial. Lineage: Eukaryota; Fungi; Basidiomycota; Tremellomycetes; Trichosporonales; Trichosporonaceae. The transcript is spliced from 2 exons. The record is from RefSeq and is a predicted model, not a curated record. Gene Ontology annotation, biological process: tRNA 3'-terminal CCA addition. The coding region runs from base 1 to 1503 and encodes 500 amino acids. Gene Ontology annotation, molecular function: ATP:3'-cytidine-cytidine-tRNA adenylyltransferase activity; RNA binding.